AUGUGUAUAAUCCGAUCGAGAUCCAUUCGGACAGAUAAAUAUUAUAAUUUUAUCACUACAUAUCACAGCCUAAAAAACUAAUUGUAAAAAAUGUCUGCCAUGAAAAAAUACUUCUGGGACUCGGAGGAGACUGAAUAUAUGUUAAAAGUUUUAAGGGAACUGGACAUAGCGAAGCACUUGGACGGUCGAAAGGUUUGAAACCUGAAGUUGUUCAAGGUAGCAGAGAAGAGAAUGAAACAGGCCGGGUAUCACAGAUCAAUUGACCAGAUAAGGCACCGAUGGAAAGUUAUCAAGACAUCGUAUUAUAGCUGGAAUAACAACCAUCAAACAGUGAAAUUUACUCGUUUCCCACAAUAUGUUUCCCACAAUAUGCAACAACUAUGCAAUCAAUCAUGGAUGAAUCUGAAACAUGGAGCCGCUCGCAUGGCACCAACAGCGGCCCUGUUCGUAUUCGGAAUAGGCCUAAGCCAACAGUGCAUGACGAAGAGACAGAAGAUUCCGAAGAAGAAGCAACUGCUGCUCAGUUGUUGCAUGAUCAUUCUACUGUGGAUGUCAUUAUCAAGUCAGACCCAGAGACACCUCCUGAGAUGGACUCUAACCUGAGAAUCGGCUUCAUCGGGGCAGGCAACAUGGCCUACGGGAUAGCCAAGGGAGUCCUGCAGUCUGGAUGUUUAAUUGCAGGAGAUGUCCCUCCCAGCAAUGUUAAAGUGAGCGCACCCUCCGCAAGGAACUUUGGUCGCUUUCAGGAGUUGGGUGUGGCUGUCACCCAUUCCAAUGCAGAGCUGGUCAGUAGCUGUGACUUGGUGUUCGUGGCGGUCAAACCACACCUCAUCACAACCAUUCUCAGUGAGAUCACAGACCACGUCACCCGGAAACACAUCAUCGUCUCCGUGGCAGCAGGUGUAACCUUGGCAACGCUUCAGGGGCUCCUGCCAUUUGACACAGUGGUUUUGAGACUGAUGCCCAACCUUCCCUGUCUGGUCCAGCAAGGGGCACUAUUGUUCUCGCGGGGGACAUGGGCGCGGCAAGAGGACGGGGAUCUGCUCCGCUCGCUGCUUCAACACUGUGGCCUGGUGGAGGAGGGGCCCGAGGCCUGGAUAGACAUCCACACUGGGCUCAGUGGCAGCGGGGUGGCCUUUGUGUAUCUGUUUGCAGAGGCGCUGGCUGAGGGAGCGGUGAAGAUGGGCAUGCCCAGUGCUCUGGCCCAUAGCAUUGCUGCUCAGACUGUAUUGGGGGCAGGCCAGUUGUUGAGGGACUCAGGGAAGCAUCCAGCCCAACUGCGUUCGGAGGUGUGUACACCAGGAGGCACCACUAUCUUCGGGCUUCAUGCCAUGGAGCAGGGGGGUGUGAGGGCCGCCACCAUGACCGCUGUGGAGACUGCAACUGAGAGGGCCAGGGAGCUGGGCAGGAAGUCAGUGCCUACGGCCACAGAAAAUAGGAAGUGAAGUCGUUUUGGCCCACAGUAACUGAUUCAGGAAAUGUAUAUAUUUUGGUUGCUCUCUGCCCAAUGCCCACAGAAACCACUUCAGUCUUUAACUUUGUUACUGUUGGAGCCUAAUCUAACUACAAAUCUGACUGGAGGAGUUGUUCAAGGACACAUAGUGAUUGUGAAGAAUACAGCAAGAUGCUUCAAAUCAGCGCUAAUCCAGUUAUCUUCAUAAUUUAUCAAUGUUCAUUUGAAUUAUUAAAGUGAAUUUAUUGGUAUUUUUUGUUAUUAAAAUAAUAUUGUACCUAUCUGGUCCAAACUGAUGGCUAUGAACAGGUGCUGUACAUUCACACUUUGUUAAUUCAGAUGGUCCUUAUAGAUCCUGCACAUAGUAUAAUAUUGUAAAUUACAAUGUAUUUGAGUGGUACUGUACAUUAAUGUACUAAAAGUACAUUUCCAUUCUUCUAAAGUGUGGCCUAUCAAGUUAGAUGUUACAUACAAUUCACCUUCCUUGGGUUUUCUGAUUUUUUAAAAAUUGAUUUACUUUGAAAACUAUCCCAACAUUUUUUUAUUCCAGACAAAGAUUAAACAAAUAAAUCAGUGUGACGUGA
Molecule: messenger RNA, 2037 nt
Organism: Oncorhynchus nerka (sockeye salmon)
Lineage: Eukaryota; Metazoa; Chordata; Actinopteri; Salmoniformes; Salmonidae
Gene: pycr3
Product: pyrroline-5-carboxylate reductase 3
Exons: 7
Coding region: 381-1445 (354 amino acids)
Biological process (GO): L-proline biosynthetic process
Molecular function (GO): pyrroline-5-carboxylate reductase activity
Source: RefSeq, a predicted model, not a curated record